Molecule: messenger RNA, 1127 nt
Organism: Arvicola amphibius (Eurasian water vole)
Lineage: Eukaryota; Metazoa; Chordata; Mammalia; Rodentia; Cricetidae
Gene: Tmem150b
Product: transmembrane protein 150B
Exons: 6
Coding region: 380-1096 (238 amino acids)
Source: RefSeq, a predicted model, not a curated record
UGCCUCUGUGGGAAUGUGGAGGCUUGCCUUCCCCGGCCACACCUCGAAUCAAAGCCCGUCUUUCUUGAUACUGGCACCCAGAUCUAAACGUAUCAAGAAAGUUAAGAGAACUUGAGGGAACUUGAAGAAGUGAGGGCUCUAGAGGAACCCAGAAGACUCCUGAGGUGGAGGUGAAGGAGGUGAAGAACCAAAAGGAAGACAAACAUCAGUUGAUUAGGCGUGAGAAAGAUAGGAAAAGUACCCUGAGCAAAGGCUGGCCUGUCUCAACCAGUCUUCCAGUGAAUGUGGCCAUAAAAGCGGUUUCUUCAAUUCCGUACACCUGAGGGCUGCUUCCUGACCUGGGAGACCUAGCUUCUCCACUUUUACUACAGAGUCCAGCAUGUGGAGCUACCUGUUCUUGCUACCAAUCCUCCUAGCUCUAUGGGCUAUCGCUGGCAUCUGGAUUGUUUUUGCAAUUGCCGUGGGUAACAGAUCUGUGGAUCUCCAGAAAGGCUUCCCCUUUAUCAGUAACUGUGGGUCUUAUGCUCCUCAGAGCUGCAUUUUCAGCCAAGUACUCAAUACAGGAGCUGCCCUAGCUAUUUGGAUCUGCAUUGUGCGCUAUCAUCAACUCCGGGACUGGGGCGUAAAAACAUGGCAAAACCAGUUGAUUCUGUGGUCGGGACUUCUCUGUGCCCUGGGAACCUCCAUAGUAGGCAAUUUCCAGGAGAAGAACCAGAAGCCCACACACCUGGUAGGAGCUUUUCUGGCCUUCAUCCUGGGCAACCUGUACUUCUGGCUACAGUUCUUUCUGUCCUGGUGGACGAAGGGCCUGCCCCAACCUGGGCCCCGCUGGAUUAGGCUUCUCCGCCUGAGUUUCUGCAGCCUCUCCACCAUCCUCAUCAUGGCCAUGAUCAUCCUGUACUCCCAAAGGAUGCGUUCUGCCUCUGCUGCCUGUGAGUGGGCGGUGGCCAUGCUGCUCUUCGUGCUAUUUGGAUUCUUUGCCGUGGACUUUUCCAGCUUGCGGGGCUGCACCCUGCACUUAGAGCCCCAACUGGACUGCAGCCUCCCACAGACUCCCACUGAGUCUCCAAAUACACAGAUGUCCCAGAUGCUCUGACAAGGCCCAACACUAUUGGCAGAGGAAGAAA